GCCCCGUUGCUAGGGCCGCGCUGUUGCUAGGGCCGCUGCAGAGCGCGGUGGCGGCCGCCGCCGCCUUCCCGACCCGCUACCUCCGCCUCCGCCUUUCUCGGGCCGGGGUGAUGGUGAAGCUCUCCGCCAAGUGCCUGCUGGCAGGUGAUCCAGCUGUGGGGAAGAGUGCUUUAGCCCAGAUGUUCCGCAGUGAUGGGGCUCAUUUUCAGAAGAACUAUACAUUGACAACGGGCAUUGAACUGUUGGUGAAGGCUAUAUCAGUUCCGGAGACAAGUGAUAGUGUGGAAUUCUUCAUUUUUGACUCUGCAGGCAAAGAUCUAUUUUCUGAGAUGUUGGAGAAACUGUGGGAGCAACCAAAUGUCCUGUGCCUUGUGUAUGAUGUCACUAAUGAGCAAUCUUUCAGCAACUGUGCCAAGUGGCUGGAAAAGCUGAGGGCACAAGCAGUUGGAAUGCACAUCCCAGGUGUCUUAGUGGGGAAUAAAACAGAUCUGGUUGGUCGUCGAGUUGUGGAACAGAAGCAAGCACAGGAAUGGGCUGACAAACAUGGCUUGGAAUACUGUGAGAUGUCUGUAAAGGAGAUGAAAAACUUUGAGGCCCCUUUCAACAUCCUGGCAAAGUCAUUCUACCAACUGUACAAAGAAAAAGUGGAAACCUUUCACUCACUAGCUUGAGGGCCGUGACUGGGAUGACUUAACUUCAGAAAUUCUUCUAGUGCCCAGAAUCCUAUGGAUUGGAAUACAGAGAGAGGAAAAAAGAUGAGCUUUUUGCUUCUUCACAGUCAUCUUCUGGUAAUUCAAAAUAAACUAGAAAUAAGCGAA
Messenger RNA from Tympanuchus pallidicinctus (lesser prairie-chicken), 818 nucleotides. It is a transcript of the gene IFT27, whose product is annotated as intraflagellar transport 27. Bases 111 to 671 code for a protein of 186 amino acids. Gene Ontology annotation, cellular component: Golgi apparatus. The record is from RefSeq and is a predicted model, not a curated record. Lineage: Eukaryota; Metazoa; Chordata; Aves; Galliformes; Phasianidae. The transcript has 7 exons. Gene Ontology annotation, molecular function: GTP binding; GTPase activity.